AUGACACUGUCCCGCCAAGCCUGUACAUAUGUACUAGACUUUUGGGCCUCACACUUCACGACAACACGAUAUAUAAUCGUCUUGCUAGACCAAACAAAGCUUCUCGCUCUUGUGGCGACUAAAUUUGAUUCACCACGCUCCGCAAAUGAAAUAGGUCUUAUCUCUGCGGAAGUCUUAGACAGCGCUGGUUUAGAACAGGGUUUCGUCCGGGAUUUCCUCAUAUCAGUUCGUCGACCAAAGGCGAACAUCAAAUACGUAGCGCCAGGUCUCCGUCUCCCUACGGAAGUGGGCUUCUUGCCACACCCGCUUCAGAAUCUCGAGAUUCCUUCCCUAUUCGAAAAUGACAUUCUCCCAAUUCCCUUGUUUGUCUCAGACACUAAGUCAACCACUCCUAUUUUUGAGAACUACCCUUUCCAAGACAUCUCCAAUCUACCGCACGGCCUAUGGACAACCUACGUCGACAAAGAUGGCGAGCACGAGUUUGAAGGCGGUUGCAAACUCUGCCUCCAAUUUGAGACUGGUGCAAACGGAUUUUCGCGACUAACAGAAGAUUCGUUUAUUAGAGAGCAACUUGAUAGUCGGGGCGUGGCAAAGUAUAGUGGUCGGAGGACUGAAUUGUACCAAGCGGGGUAUAAUCAUUAUGUCCUCGCGCAUGCGCCGCAGUUGGGAUAUAUUUAA
This is a messenger RNA of Venustampulla echinocandica, 678 nucleotides long. RefSeq lists its product as uncharacterized. The transcript has a single exon. Lineage: Eukaryota; Fungi; Ascomycota; Leotiomycetes; Helotiales; Pleuroascaceae. The coding region runs from base 1 to 678 and encodes 225 amino acids. The record is from RefSeq and is a predicted model, not a curated record.